Messenger RNA from Xyrichtys novacula (pearly razorfish), 14889 nucleotides. Lineage: Eukaryota; Metazoa; Chordata; Actinopteri; Labriformes; Labridae. The record is from the annotation of a GenBank genome assembly.
AUGGUGAGUACUACAUUUAAAAAGAAAAUAGCAUUUUAUAAAAGGUUUCGGCUAACUAUGAUCAAAAAUGUAUCUGCUCCAUUCAAAUUUAGUGAGUAGCCAGCUUUUUUUGUCGCUAUUAUGCUUGUGUAAUGCCAAGUGUAUUGAAACAUUAGCUGCUGGGCUAGCUUGUCAUCUAGCUUCAUGCUAAUUUAGCGGCACUCGAUGUGGAUCCGACUAAAUCCUGGUCUGAGGCACAGGGAGGAUAGGAGUAGAUGCUGCUUUUAAAAAAGUUGGCGUAGCCUGUAUGUCCAAGACGUAAAUAUAGUGACACAGUCCUUCUCAAAAACGCACGGCCGAUGAAAUAAGUCAUAUUCAGACAGUUUGGCUUUGCGUCAACUAUUAGUUGUUACCAGAGAUUAGACGGAGUCGGCAGUCAUUCAUUACAAAUGCUACUCACCACAGCCAAGCACAGUGAACGUGCUCAGACAUAUCGGUGAAAGUUGUGAUGAUGAACUCGGGUUUCUUCUUGUAUAUUAGGACAAAAUACUCCCCAAAAGACAUCAAGUAGCGUCAAAACCAGCCGUAGAGAUAACGUGACCCUAAACUGGUCAGCCACUACAUCCUGAACACCUGAAUCAUACAAGAAAAACCGAAUCCAUCUGCUUUAACAUAAAUAGUAUUUAUACGGAAGUUGUACAUUAUCAGACCUACUUCGACAUAGGUGAUAGUUGUUCCUACGUCUUUGAUCUAACAUUAAUCCUGCAGUUUAUUCAUAGGCGCCUUUCAAAGCACCCAAGGUCGCUUUGAAAGAGAAAACAUGUAGCAGAUGUUGGAUUAUCGUAAAAGUGUAGCCUGAACAUGUCAUCAUUGACUGAAAAUAUAUAAGCAUUGGAUUUCAUUCAAAUGUUAUAGAUGGCCAGUGUUCAUGCUAAAGUUUCACUCUAAUAAGCUCUAUAAUAGUAAAGUUGUAAAUUAAUUGAUUACUUUAGAUAAUUCACAAUUAUGUUUCUGGCAUGUUUGCAAGUGAUUUUUGAUGGUAGUUUGGUCACUCACACUGUCACGUUGCUGAUACUUAAUUUUAGGGUUUUUUUUUACGCCCUCAUCUUUUUUAAGUCAACUCAUUUUUUCCUGGUGUGACUUUAUUCGACUGUCUUGGGUUGUGUUUGCUAACAACUGGAACAUCCGCGGAAUAGCUACAAACUUCACUCCAACACAUGUCGAUAAAAGCAUCAUAAUUCAAAUUGCUGGCUGAGCACAAAGAUAAACCUACUUGAGAUAUGUGGAACACUGUUGUGAUAGUAUAGCUAAUGUAGCAGCCAAUUGCUCCUCUGUUCCUUGAACUUUAAUUGCAUUCAUACAGAUGUUACAGUCCUGUUGCAGUAAAAGUGGUUUGUUAAGCCACCUUUUGCAAGAUCCAGUACCAAGGAGUUGUCAAAACAGCUUAAGAAACCUGAGAGAUCAGAACCAGAUGUAGAUGUUCAACUACUAUGGCGCCAUCUCUAACAUUAGCUCAUAAAGUGGGUAGUUCACGUAACAUAGAGUCUACUGAAAGUUCUAAGAAACAAUUUAAAACCUAUGUUUUUAGACAGGCUUUCCACUGACAUCCGCGUCGUGGGGCCUCUGUGAAGUGCUUGUAUCUGUGCCAUUAUAAUGAUUGUGUUUGUCUUUAUUCUAUUGCAAUUUAUUCUCGUUGAAUGCAACAUGUAGAAGGUAUCUGUUUCUGAAAUAAAUAUAAAGUUAAAUAUUAAUUCAAGAAAAUCUUGCUCUCCAAUUUGAAAAAAUGAAGAACACAUUUAGAGAAUCAGCAGUGUUAGCAUUAAUGGAUUAAGCCUUUGCUAACUAUGCUUCACACCACUUGCUGCUGUGAGUUCUCUACUCUCAUUGUCUCAUAAUAACAAUAAUGUUUAUUUUAUUUCACUAUUUUACCAUUAUUAUUAUUAUUUCUUUUGGGGUGGGGGCUUUUGAAUGCAACAUGCAGAACGUAUCUGUUUCUGAAAUGAAUAUAAAGUUAAAUAUUAAUUCAAGAAAAUCUUGCUCUCCAAGUUGAAAAAAUGAAGAACACAUUUAGAGAAUCAGCAGUGUUAGCAUUAAUGGAUUAAGCCUUUGCUAACUAUGCUUCACACCACUUGCUGCUGUGAGUUCUCUAACUCUCUGUGGUGUUUCUUAUUCAUGACAGUCUUCAUCGGAGGCUAAUAAUGGCCCGAGCCAAGCGCCACCUUAUCCAGGUGUACCGCCCUCAGGGAUACCUCCCCCAUUUGUAAGUCAGCAACAGACAUAUUCAGAACAAUAGCUUUCAGCAGUUGUCGGUUAGGGCUACAGUGUGAGUGGUCUUACUGUUUUAUCUCAUCUGAUUUCUCUAAUCUUCCUCUUUUCUUGUUUAUUCCAUUCAGAUGGGACCACCGGGAAUACCGCCUCAUUUCCCUCCUAUUGGAAUGCCCCCCAUGGGACAACGACCGCCUAGCAUGACUCCUAUGCCUCCUGGUAUAAUUCCCCCUGGUAUAAUGCCACCUAUGGGGGCACCACCGAUGGGACAAGUGAGUCUAGGAGAUUUGUCUCCACUUUGUUCAUGAUUGAAAGUUCUAUGAGAAUUUUGGCCCAGGAAGCCUGAGCAGAACCAGACUCUCAGGAAACACUGUCUGCUCUAAACAGUUGGGUAGACGGAGAAGCAGAGAGAUGGGUAGAGAGAGAAUCUGGCAGACAGACUGACAGACUAAAGAAAGACAAACAGCAGCAGCAGUGAUAACAAGUAAAAGCAAGAGUUCGGUCUGAAAAUGGCCAUAGCAACUUAAAAAAUAUAGAAAAUAAAAUAAUUGUAGAACUGACAUGAAUUGAAAUUGAGAUGUAUGGGAUUGUUAAAAUGAUAAAUAAAAAAGCAGUUCAAGGACAGCAAUUGGUCUGGAGAAAUCUGUGAGAGAAGUGUUCAAAAAAACUGUCAAAACGCACUUUUAUUCAUCUAGUGUAGUCUGCACAACAACAAGACAUGAAGUUAGGUGGAAAGAGGAGCUCAGUGUAGAAAAUCCUUUAAAGGUUCAAAGCUCAAAGUUGCACUUCCAGGGUCUGACUUUGUUGGUAGAGUAGGCUAACAUCCUCACUACUCUUUUUCAUGAUCAAAAGUAUUUAUGGCAUCUCACUCCCCAACUCUCUCCCCACAUUUUUGCGUAUAAUUCAAUAUUGACGGGCCUAAUACCACUGUUAGAAAGUUCAGGUACCACAAGCAUGUGUACAUUCUGUGAAUAUAAUGCUCCAUAAACCUGUAUGACCAGGCGUCUCUUACCACUUUGCGUAUCCCUAAUUGGAGACGUGUCAAAGCAAGGUGGCAGAUAUUGUUACUUUUCAUCAUGAAAGACCCUCAGGGAUUUUUUUGGGGCUUUUAAUUGAUGUGUUUCAACUUCUGCUUUAAGGAGAAAAUAAUGGGUUUUCUUUGUAGUUUCAGUCCUUUGGUCAUUUGUUGCUCUUUUGGACCAAUUCUUAUUUUGAGUGUUCUGAGAUCUCACUUCAUUAGUAUGUGUGGUUAUUAAAAAAGUCACUUAUUUCUUGCCUUUGAUGAGUGUAAGGUGGAGAGACAAACAAAGGCUCAACUAUAAUAAAGAAAGUUUAGCUGUGCAUUUUUUCACUUAUUUCACACGGAGCUAAAGCUCCUCCAGAGAGAUGUCUGAAAUAGAUUGCUUGUUUAUAAUUUUGAACUCUAUCCUCAGUUCAUGCUUUGCCCCUGAGGUAGUCACACGUUUUUUCGUGCGUAUCCCUUUUUAGGCAAAAUUGGGUGAAAUUUAGCAAGCAUAUGUGGUCUUGUCAUGCUUAUAAAAAGGUGUGAUAUUCAGAGGUGUUUGAUCAAGGUGCCGGCAACACGUAACCGAAAAGGUGGUGAGGCGAUGUAGUUUAGUGUGAUGCUGCUUCACAGAUUUCACGCUAUGACAUCACACAGUUAAAUAAGCACAGCAGACCCCGCGUCAAUCUCACUCUCUCUGAGUCGCAGGCAGCCCUUCUCACUUACACCAACACUGCGUCUCACACUGUGUCCUGUACUUGGUGGUAUGGAAAUGCCUGAUGAAUAUUUCAUGAUGCGUCUCUUUUUAGAUGCCAGGCAUGAUGCCACCUAUGAUGCCAGGGAUGAUGAUGCCCCCUCGCAUGCCAGCUGCGUCCGUACAACCAACAGGACCGGUAACUUUCCUCACUACAUUUUCAUCAGUGCUCUGUUUCACACCUUCCAGUCAUACACUGCAGUCUGUGAAAUGCUAAAUGAAGAGCUUGUUCUGUGAGUUAUCACAGCUGGAUACAGAUUGAUGUCAUUUCCCUAAAAAGCUGUUUGUUCUCUCCCUCACAUUGAAAAUAAAUGGUGUAAAUCAGGGGUGGGAGAAAAAAUCGAUACAGCAUAGUAUCAUGAUAGUUUUCUGGUGAUAUGUCGUAACGUCUCAUUUACUAAGUACCUAUUUUUUUCAUAUUAAUUGUUAUUAUGAAGUCAAAUCUAUGAUAAUGGAAAAAUAAAAUCAACUGUUUGUCCAGUGAGGUUGGCGGAGGUGACAUCAUAGAGCAGGUAAAAGUUAGAGCAACAAAUAUAUUUAAGGUUCGCAAGAUGUGCUACAUGAAAAUAAAAUAUUGUGUAAAUAAGACAAACAUAAAGGAAAGACAAAUGAUAAAUUAGCAAAGAAGUUAAAAAAAGUAUAAAUCACUCACAAUACUCACUGUAUGCAAAAUUAAAAAAAAUUGAAAUAAUAUCAUAUCCUGGCCCAAGUAUAGUGAUAAUAUUGUAUCGUGGCACAAGUAUCGUGAUAAUAUUGUAUUGUGGCCCAAGUAUCGUGAUAAUAUUGUAUUGUGGCCCAAGUAUUGUGAUAAUAUCGUAUUGUGGCCCAAGUAUCAUGAUAAUAUCGUAUUGUGGCCCAAGUAUCGUGAUAAUAUCAUACUGUGGCCCAAGUACCAUGAUAAUAUCGUAUCGUGGGGCCCAAGUAUCGUGAUAAUAUCAUACUGUGGCCCAAGUACCAUGAUAAUAUCGUAUUGUGGGGCCACUGGUGAGUAGUACUGUAACCUGUCUGAAUCAGGUUUUGUGAAAAUUCCCAAAAAUAUGAUUAAAAGUACAAACCAUUCACUGCUUUCCUUUCUAACAAAGUCCUCACCAAGUCAUGCAAAUGAGCAGUCUCAUGUACAGUAUGCACUGUGUCUACAUUCAGACAGCUUCAUAUAUCAGAGGAAAUUCACUUAAUCAUUACAAGUGUUUUUUUGCAUGUGGGGUCUAUUGAGUUUGGUACUGAUUAAGAAGGCAUUGUCUUUAAUUGUGUCUCGUGAAUGAUGAGCCUGUUUUCUCCUCUGAAUUCAUCACUCAGUGGGAGAGCAGUGCGAAGUAAACUGCCAGAUUUAUUCCUUUUUUUUCUGGUAAUAACUCUCUGAUAAAAUUCUCUGUUCCACAGCCUGGUGUUGACUCUACAGGUAAGAUCAUAAACUCUCACUUUGCUUACAAAUCAUAUGUUUGCUUAAUUUAUAGUCUAACUGAUUUGUGUAUUUAUGCUCACAGCUGCUGCACCUGGAACAGCUGUAAGUAUGAUGAUUUUCUAUGUGAUGUUAAUGUAGUUUUGCUGUUUAAACUGUUCUGAGUUUUCACCAUCAUUAGUUCCAGCCGUCUGUCUUCUCGAUAAUUGCAGUUUUUCAGACUAUUAUUUGUUCCUUUGUCCCUGCAGAGUACCACCAAUGGAUCUCCACAGGAAGAACAGCCAAAGAAGGUUUGUGCGCACUGAAAUUUGAAAAAAUUAGCUUAAAAGACUACACAUCAUUAUGGAACUAUUCCAAGAGCGGUAAUUUCAUAUUCUGUUUCUUUUUUAGUGCUGAAACAGCUGAUGUUUCUGUUGUUUUUCUAUCUGUCUUUAGAAGUCCCUGUGGACAGAACACAAAUCAUUGGAUGGGAAAACCUAUUAUUACAACACAGAGACCAAACAGUCUACGUGGGAGAAGCCGGAUGACCUCAAAUCUCCUGCAGAGGUAAACAUCUUUAUUGCCUAAACAACACCUUUUACAUAAGGGGUGUUAAGGUACAUGUAUUGUCACGAACUGUUUCAUUGUGUUCCUAGUAAAGAAAAAUUAUGUGUGGGUUUUUUGUUGCCUCUACUCUCAUGAAAAAGUACUGAACUGAGACUUCAAAACCAUGUAUCAAACCACAGUUUUUCUCAACAAUACCCCUACCACCCAUCUUUAAACAUUGGCACUUUCAUGUACUUUUUUAAAGCACAUUCAAGUCUCGUUUGAACAUAACAUGUUUUUCACUUGAAUUUUGUCAAUGUGUGAAAUUUUAAAUGAACAAGAUACAAAAAAAGUGGAAUGUAAAAAAAAAAUCAUUUCUGCAUGUAUAAAGAGACUCAAAAUAAGAACAAUAAGACAUAUGUCACUCAUGUUUACAAAGUUUUAAAGUUAUGCAAGUGAACAAAGUUUAUGAUGUAUGUUAAUAAUAAUGUGUAAACGUUUUUUAUAAAAUCUGUUUGAAUAAUUCUUAUAAGGAACCUCACAUUUCACAGGUUGGUUCUCUUCAGUGUAUUAAAAUGUAAACAUUGUUCUGUGCCUUUUUUCUCCUCUUUCAGCAAAUGCUUUCGAAAUGCCCGUGGAAGGAGUACAAGUCCGACACAGGGAAGCCUUAUUAUUACAACUCUCAGACAAAAGAGUCCAGAUGGACCAAACCCAAAGAGCUGGAGGAUCUGGAAGGUAAAAAAAACAGCUUUCUGAUGAUGUCAGAGCUAUUGUUAGAGAGACAGUGAUUUUUCAUCCAUGUUCCCUUUGGGUGAACUUCUACAGUAACAGCAUGGUCAACAACAGGUCACUGGCAUUCAAACCUAAUUAAGGCUCAGGGGGGAUUUUAGCAUCAUUGACGUCCAAACACAUCAUGGCCUCUGCGGUGCAUUUAUUAUCUUAUCUGUGAUAGGCUUUGAAAUGAUAACAAGUAUCCUAACAGCUAUCUCCUUUUCUCUAUUCCAGCUAUGAUCAAAGCUGAGGAGAAUGGGUAAGAGCCUCCUGUUUACCUUCAGUCACUCUGUACUGUUGCACUGUUUGUGAUGAACAACACACCCAGUAGUUAUUGAGAGUGAUUUCUUCCUCCAUUGUCUUUUCCAUUUUUAAUACCAGAGGUAUUUUAUUUUUAGGCAGUAACUAGUCGUGUACCAAUGAGGUAACCUUUUCCCGGUAUUCCUCUGCUCAUGUGAUGUGUUUUUGCUCUGUUGUGAUGUGAUUUUUAGAACGGCAGAGGCAGCAGCUCCUGGCACCACCGCAGCGCCAGCAGUGCAAGCAGAUAAUACAGCCACUAUGGCAACAGUAAUGGAGGCGGAAACUGCAACAGCAGUCCCGGAGGAGACACUGUCUCAGGCGGCCGCCCAUCUCACAGCAGAGGCCAAGAUUGCAGAAGCACCUGUGGCUUCCCUCGACAGCCCAGCCCCCAUGGAGGUCACAGCCAGGUGAAUCCUAACAUCUGAUACGGCGAUGAGUACUGUCUCGUGAUUAUGGAUAAGUCAUACACAUCACCCCAGAUCCACAGAGUCAUAAUGACACUGUGGGUUUAUGUUAGCUGUUGUUUUAUUUUGUUUUGUCUACAACUUUAUUUAGCAAAGUGAGAAAUGCUCAGUGCCUCUAAUCCCGAAUGAAAACAGCUCAUAACAUCUUGGUUUUUUUUUCAUCUUCAGUGCCGAAGUCACAAAGGAAGAACGGCCGGAGCUUCAAAAGAAAACUUACAAGUGGAACACAAAAGAGGAGGCCAAGCAGGCUUUCAAAGAGCUGCUGAAGGAGAAGGUGAGUCAAGCUGUUGAAUGAGGUCAAGGUGGAACACAAAAGAGACCGUCUUAUCUCUCCGUCUGCUGUACAUGCUCUCAUCACUUUGAUUAUUUGUCAUUUGGCAGAUCAGAUACAAAGAUAAAACACGGCUUGUUUAAGAACAUUUGCCUGAACACAGAUUAGACUCCAUUAGUGUGCUUUUAGCGGUUUCCAGCAUCAUAAAUACUGCACAGUGAGGAGGAGUGUAAUGCUGUUACAUUUGUUACUCUGUCAGUCCAAAACAUUAGUCGUGCUAAGGCAGCUACAAAGACGGCAGGGAUGACUGCUUCAUCACUUUGAGUGGAGCUGGGUGUGUGUGGAGGAUGUGCUGUGUGGAAAGGUACAGACACACUUUUCUAGAUUGUCUAUGAACUCCAGCUUUGAUCAACAGCAGCUUUAGGAAUUAGAAAAGCAUUAAUAGGAUUUGUGCGUUGAUAGAAGUCAGAUUUAGCAAAGUAAUCACAGCAUGUGUCCUGAUGAUCUAGUUGUAAACAAUUACACACAGAAAUAGAGAUUUUUUUUCAUGUUUUAGGUUUAGUUUUCAUCUGUCUCAUCUACUCCCUGUUGACCCGCACACAUCCUAUGCAAUUUGAUCUGUAUCUAAUCCUUCCCCUCCUCUUGAGCCCCCGGGAGCCCUUGACACGAUUGUUAAGCUUCACCUCCUGUUGUUGUGGACGUAUAGUGCGAAACUGGUCUAGCACCACCCACCUUGAACGCGGCUAUAUUUAGGCUCUUUUUAAUUUUGGUGCACAAAGCUCUCCUCUGAGAUUGCUUGCCAUUUCCAGCAAGAUCUUAAUGGCUCUGUCUUUAUGAUUAGCUUUAUUGGAUCAAAGGCACGAGGCUGGCAGGAAUUAAGACAGUGAGAGAGAGAGGCAUGCCUGAGUGAGUUAGAAGAACUGUGACAAGUGACAAGACAGAGGCACACGGUGGAAUUAGUUCAUAAUGGAUGAUGGAGUCAGUCUCGGAGAGAGGCGAGUGGCUGAAAGGGCACUUACAUAAGUCCUCCUCACUAGCACUUGUUUGAAUUAUUGCUACUCCACACCUCUUAACCCGGCAUCUUUUAGUAAUGAGGCGAAUGUGUUGACUCCUGUGAGGCAAAGCAGCUGUUCCUCUUGCUUCUUACAUAUGAAAACAAAGCAAUUAAUUUUCCUCUGGGUGUUUGUUUUCAAAAUAAGAAUCCAUCUUCUGUUUUUUUGGCUCAGCAGUACACACCCCUUUAAUGUUUUCUUUGUUUCAGGGUGUGUCUUCAAACUCCUCUUGGGAGCAGGCCAUGAAAAUGAUCAUCAACGAUCCUCGCUACAGGUACCCUUUUCUCCUCCCAUUAGUUUAUUAUAGAGAUUUGCACAGCAGGUGAAACCAAUGCCACAACUGACACAAUUUCGUCUGUGUUCAAGCGCCCUGCCCAAACUGAGUGAGAAGAAACAGGCGUUCAAUGCUUACAAAGUCCAGACAGAGAAGGAGGAGAAAGAGGAGGCCAGAAUCAAAUACAAGGAGUCCAAAGAGACCUUUCAGAGGUUCUUGGAGAACCACGAGAAGAUGACGUCUACCACCAGAUACAAGUAAGAGCUGCAGCGAUCUCACAGUGAAGUUCAUUCAGCCCCAUUUAAUGAUUGUUGCUUCCCUGUGUUGUCAAUAUGAUUAUGCAGAUGGGAUCAAUGAAAGAUAAUCAAUGGCUUGUAAACACGCGAUCAGGCAGUUACAGCAUUGUUGGUUUCAAGCAAAGCUACUCUGACCUGCUGAUAGAUGGUUGACUUAGUUUACCUGGAGGGUGAAUUUGAUCGUUGCUGCAGUUUACAUUUAAAUCACAAUAAAAAGGACAGAAGAAGAGAAAGCAAACGAGGAGAAAACAUGGUCAGACAGCAACAGGAUGCAGACAUAGUUCACUGUAGGAAUGACAAUAAUAAAGUGUAGUCACAUAUGCAGUACUAACAGUGAUUGAACUGUGUCAGAGUGGAAGCACAUUAUUAGUGAGCAAUAACUGAAUAACUUUUGUGUUCUGGUGAUUAUACAUGACUUUAAACACACACUUAUGAUUGUUCUAUUCUGCUGAUUACUUCUGAUUACUGCUCACUGCACCUUAGAGUGUAAAUGUGGUCAUGUAACAACAAAGCCUCACGCAUAUACACACAAAUGAUAUGCUUUCAGGUGUGCUUGUUGAAUAGUGUUCAUUUUAACAUGAUGUUUCUAAGGUAACAUGAUGCAUAAGAGAGCUUGAUUGGGUCUGAUUUUCCACCUUUAUCCAUUGUACUCUCAGUCAUGUUUGUUUUUUUUUUACUUUAUUUUUGUGUUUUAGUUUUUAUCACAAACACACGGAAGAAUAAGUAAACAGGGUCAAUUCAUGACAGACAGAAUGUUUUCCAGCAUAUUAUAUUGAACGCUAACUACAUUCAAAAUAGGGCCCGACCAAUAUGGAUUUUUUGGGGCCGAUACCGAUUACUAGGGAGGAAAAAAUCUGAUUACCGAUUAAUUGGCCGAUUUUUAGAAUUUUUUAUGAAGUUUUAAAAUUUUGUUAAUUUAAGUAAUAUAUCAAAAUAUUUACUUAUUUUUUUUUUUUUACAAAUUGCUGCUUUUGAGCCUUUCAAACGUUUCUGAAUAACAUUAACCUCAGUAAUAUUCCACGUAUUUAUCAUGAAUCAAAGUCGGACCAGAAAAGCGUUUUCAACACCGCCCGCUGAUCGGUGCCUCCGCGUCUCAACUCACGUUACUCAUUUCCGGUCCGGUCCGGAAAUGAGUAACAAGACAUGCAGCUGCCUCAGUAAGAGAAGUAAUGUGUACUAUUGUUUAUUCUGCCGUUACUGGCACGGCCAAAAGUGUCGCAAGGCUAAUAGCAGAUGGCUAACUCUAACUUUAGCUUGCAUGUUAUAUGGCGCUUCACCGAUAACUUUGGCGUGACCGAGACCAGCACAGCGGAACAUAGUGAAGUGGAUUGAACUGAAACUUGUCGAUUUAUUGUGUAUUUCACAAACUGGUUUAUUUACCGUUGAGGCGGACCACUCUCCUCUGUGCGUCCCUGAGCUGCCUGCUUCAGAUCCGUCACUCUGCUGUGCUGUGAGGUAGUUAGUGGAUGAAGAUUGUCAUGAGGUCGCUGCCCCAUCUACUCGAUAAGUCGGGGAACUUUUCAAGUGGCGGAACAUUUUCGAAGUGUAACCAAAUCUUAUUCUCAGCAUUUUAUUUUUGAAAAUAUCUGCGACAAUCUGCGAGUUUUGGCCGAUUACCGAUUAGUCUCAAACAGGCUAAAAUUGUCCGAUAAAUCGGCUCGCGGAUAAAUUGGUCGGGCCCUAAUUCAAAAUAAAAUAAAACAUGAAUAAGAAUUUGCAAUAUGGUUACAAUAAGGUAUGCAGAUCAGUAUUAGUCUCCAUUAGUCAAGUCAAAUUAUGUCCCUUGACCGCUAAAGUCUCUUAGGAUAUUCCAGGACUGGUUUCUCUAGGAGCAGGAACAUCACUUUGGGUGGCAUUAUGAUUUCCAGUUUUUCCAGCAGCAUAUCUCAGAGAUAAUGUCAGUUGUUCCAUCUUAUGUAUUUGUUGAAUUAUUUCCUUCCAUUUGGUGAUUGUUGGAGGUUCCUUAUCUGUCAUGUUUUAAAAUAAUUUUACCUAUGAACACGGACAGAAUCUGAGUGAUGAACAGCAUCUACUUCUCACAACUACGAUUUGCACACACAGUGUUUUUAUAUCCUGCUGACAUGUUUAAAAGAAGGCUUAUACAAUUACGCUUUUGUCAACAACAUUGCGACUAUUUCAUCUUCAUCUCCGGUCUUGCGUGACACAUCCAGUAUUAGACGCACUCUUCAGUUUCGCACUGUGGUGGAAGUCAUCGUAGGGGACAGAUGGGUCGACUGGUAACCUUCACAGAGUGCCAGUAAGAGUUCAGCUGGCACUGAGGUGGUUGUGAUGACUGGGGCUCUAAUCUGGGAUGGCACAACAGGCAGUCAGACUUUGAACAAGCAGGACUGUCAAGUGUGUGUAUCAUCUUAAGUUUGAUACCUGAUUUCACUCCAGCUUUGAAGUCAGGAAAAAAAAUAAAAAUUACCAGAGCUAAAUAUGGGAGAAAACUGUCCUUCAUGAAAUCAGCUGCACUCUUUUUUGCCUUCUGCUAACACCUGAGGAGUUAAAUUUGGAGUCUGGAGUGAAGGUGAAUUUAAUCUGUGAAAUGCUGCCCUCAUGUGGCUAACUGCCUGAACAUAUUCUCAGCACUAAAUGUGUUUCAACUCCCAAUCCAGGAAAGCAGAGCAGAUGUUCAGUGAGCAGGAGGUGUGGAGCUGUGUACCAGAAAGAGACAGACUGGAGAUCUACGAGGAUGUUUUGUUCUACCUCGCCAAGAAAGAAAAGGUAAGACUUCGAUUUAUACAAAGUCAUUCUACUUCAGCGGUUAUCUGCCUCAAGCCUUCUUCUUCAUUUAACGCUAUUUCUUUCUUCAAACUGUUUCUAGGAACAAGCAAAGCAGCUGAGAAAGAGGAACUGGGAAGCUCUGAAGAAUAUCUUGGACAACAUGGCCAACGUCACAUACCGCACCACCUGGUCUGAGGCCCAGCAGUAUCUUCUGGACAACCCAACAUUUGCCGAGGAUGAGGAACUGCAGAGUAAGAGCGCAGAAAUCUCUGUUUACCUUCUUGAUGUUUUCUGUCAACAACUUGAAGUUAAAAUAUCUACCUGCUGGCAGAUAUGGACAAAGAGGAUGCCCUCAUUUGUUUCGAGGAGCACAUCCGGGCUCUGGAGAAGGAGGAGGAGGAGGAGAAACAGAAGACUCUUCUCAGGGAAAGGAGACGACAGCGCAAGAACAGAGAGGCUUUCCAGGUGAGAGGAACGAAACAUGUUACGAAUACUGAACUGACAAAUAGUCAAUUCAAGCUGUGAAAACAUGGAGUUUUGUUUUUGCUUCCCUGAUUGUGUAUUUGUGUUCUUUUCCCCGCAGAAAUUUCUGGACGAGCUCCACGACCACGGCCAGCUCCACUCCAUGUCUGCGUGGAUGGAGAUGUACCCAACCCUGAGCUCAGACAUCCGCUUCGCCAACAUGCUGGGCCAGCCGGGUAGGACAGCAAGCUGGUGCACACGUGGCUUCACACGUCUGCAGAAGCACGUGGACACGACACGUAGACGACACAUGACGUGAACACACAGAUAAAAUAUACAAAGCAGAGGGUGUGAAUACUGCAUGAACCACAUCAGGGCGCUGUUUGACCAUCCUGUAACCCCUUCAGUUUUGUUGAGUUUGAGUUUACAGUCAGAGGUACAACUCCUGUUCAGAUGUUUUCUCUCGCUCUUCUGUCUGCAUAAUUCAGGUUCAACUCCUCUGGAUCUGUUUAAACUGUUUCUAGGAACAAGCAAAGCAGCUGAGAAAGAGGAACUGGGAAGCUCUGAAGAAUAUCUUGGACAACAUGGCCAACGUCACAUACCGCACCACCUGGUCUGACAUCUCUCUCUGGAGGAAACAGAUUAUUUCACCGAUCAUAUAUUUGUUUCAUUUCUUGUAAAUAUUUUUUUUUGAUGGCUCUGACAGGACAAAGGAUUUCUGGUGGAAGUCAACACCAGCUUUGACGAUUUCGGAUCAGUGAUCAGCUCAGACAAGAGAGCCACCACACUGGAUGCUGGAAACAUCAAGCUUGCCUUCAACAGUGUAAGAGUUCCUCCUGUAUAUACCCGAGUCCUCACCAAACCUCAUGACUCCUAUACAGUUACACCUGAUUAUUGUCUGUCUUUUGUUGUGUCCAGGCCUCUUUACAUUUGUGUUCAUAUUGUUACACCAGUUUAACCCUUCACUGACCCUUUUGUUUGUGUUAGUUGUUGGAAAAAGCAGAAGCCAGAGAGAGGGAGCGAGAGAAAGAGGAGGCAAGGAAGAUGAAAAGGAAAGAGGCAGCUUUUAAAAACAUGCUCAAGCAGGCAACACCACCCCUGGAGCCUGAGGCUACAUGGGAAGGGGUAAGUCCUUCAUGCACUCCAUAGUAUCAGCUGUUCUUAAAGCACUUCCCUGAAUCGGUUUUCUCAGUACUGAUGAUUUACUGUCUACAAAAUCAGGUCAGGGAGAGGUUCCUAAAAGAAUCUGCGUUUGAAGAUGUGACACUGGAGUCCGAGAGGAAACGGAUAUUCAAGGACUUCAUGCAUGUCUUGGAGGUAAGUCUUUUCAUAGCAGGAGUAAAAAGGAUGCAAUACUGUGAAGAAAGGAUGAUGUGAACAUGUGGUAUCUACGGCCUUGACAGCAUGAAUGCCAGCAUCACCACUCCAAGACUAAGAAGCACUCGAAGAAGUCCAAGAAGCACCACAGGAAACGAUCCCGCUCUCGAUCGGUCAGUGCUCUUCAUAGAUGUGCUUUUUAGACGAUCUUUUUCUCCCACAUUUCGACUCCGUAUCACAGCUGGUCAAUCCCUGAAUCUCAAUUUUGAUUGUUUUGACAGGGCUCAGAGUCUGAGGAAGAAGAGUACCACAAGAAGAAGAAGAGGUCACAGUCCAAAUCUCCCUCCGAACGCUCGUCCAGUGGAGAGUCUGGUGAGUGGCCGUUAAACCUCACAUCAAUCACUCAUUAUCAAAAAUAAAAGAAAAACACAAGCAGUUCCGUGGAUUCAUACUGAGAUCUCUUCCUGAAACCAGAGAGGAGCUAUAAGAAAUCCAAGAAACACAAGAAGAAGGGAAAGAAGAGACGCCACAAGUCUGUAAGUUCAGAGGAUGAAGCCGUAAUCCUUUUAAUUUUUUAAAUAUCAUCAUCUUCAUGUGCAUGUGGUGUUUGGAUAUUUGCUCACUGAUGGGGAUAUCCACACCCAGGCCUCACCAGACUCUGACAACGAGAAGAGAGGAAGAGAGCGCGACGGAAAGCGUGAAAAGGACCUAGAGAAAGAUAAAGAGAACGACAAGUCGCGGGGGAAAUCUCACUCAGACUCUAAACAGAAGUCCCCUAAAAGAAAAGCGGUUAAAGAGGAGGUGGGUUUUCUUUAUGACUUCUUUUACAGACUUUUUCACGGCUGUUUAAAGUUCAUGGAGACUCGAGCAGUGACAGCUCAUUUGUUAACCCUGUUUAUACGAGACCAUUCACUCCUUGUGUUUUCUGUGUGGGGUUCAGGGCGGCUGGGAUACGUCAGGCAGCGAGCUGAGCGAAGGAGAGCUGGAGAAGAGAAGAAGAACUUUGCUGGAGCAGCUGGAUGCACCUUGA